AUGCUUCCGCUGUUGCUGUCACUACUGCCAGUGGCAGACUCUGGAAGCUGCUCUGCCGGCACGGCCUACUUGCAGCUGCAAGGCAACGUGCAACGGGCCGUGCAGCUCCGCGCGGGAGAGUUCGAGCCCGUGGACGGUGCAGUUGGCAGGGCUUGCCGUGGCGCCACUAGCACGGACAACCGGCCGUCCUACUUUUCGGCCAUCCACGGAGUCUCCUCUCUUGAAGCUUGCAAGACAGAGUGCCUCAGUGUGGACACGUGCAAGGGCAUCGAAUACAGCACUGGCCGCUGCGAAGUCUGGACACGGCCAGAAGGCAUCCAAGCUUCACGAGCGCUCGAGGGAUACAGCUGCUACCGACUCGUGGACGAGAGUUCGUCUACGACCACCACUACUCCGUUCCCAGCUGGCGCUUUUGAAGCCGUGAAUGGCGGCAUUGACCAGGCAUGUCGAGGUGGCAACCGUGGGGACAACAAGGCCAGCCACUACACCGUGCUCUCCAUGCCCAACCUUGUCGAAUGCCAGGCGGAGUGCUACUCACGAGCAGAUUGCAAAGGUGUGGAGUACAGCAAUAGCCGUUGCGAGAUCUGGACACGUGCCGAAGGGAUCGAGGCCUCCUUGACGCUGUCGGGAUACCAGUGCUGGCGCAAGACCGGCGGCUGCAGCGCCGUGACCUCCGAGCUAGGUGCCACAGAUGCUUUGUGCUCCGAAGCCUGUAGCUACCUUGCUCCUGGCCAAUGGCCAUGUGGUGAAGGAGGCCCCUGCUUUUGCGGGGCAACAACCACAGCCACGACCAGAGUGACAACAACCACUACCACCGCAGGCACCACCACAGCAGCAAGCACCACAACCGCUGGCACAACCUCCACGGCCACUACAACCACCACGACCACAAGCACCACCACAACAACCACAACAACCACAACAACCACAACAACCACAACGACCACCACCGCUGCCACAACUAGCGUCGGCAGCACUCUUCCCCCGUCUUCCCUUGUUGAGCAGACGGUUCAGGCUUUGCAGAAUUCCAACUCCGCUGGCGUAUUUCAGUACGACACUGGCAACGGCUGGCUGGAAUCUGACAUCUACACAUGGCCCGACAUGAUCGAGGCGGUGCGUGUGAUGGCCACCAGCGGUGUGGGCCAGCUAAAGCUGUGGCUGGGAGACUCGAACCACAUCUAUGGCCUGGUCAACGUCGCUGCCUUCCUGGCUCAGUGCAUGCAGGAGACAAUCCAGUACAAUGCCUGUGACGAGAACAACUGGAGUGACAACAACGUGGUGGCAGAAGCUGGUGGUUCCACCUACUCAUCAACGUCUUCCUGUGGGCAGCUGCACCAGUCCUAUCAGGACUAUGGGUGCUCAGCGGAGGAAGAUGCCUUGGCAGGCGGCCGCAUGGCCUGCGAGGUGGACCUCAACAUGGAGAUGCGGGCCUUCACCCAGGCUGGCUGGUAUGGGGCGCCUGCCAAGCUCUUUUGUGCUCCCAAGAGCAAGGUGCCUAAGGCGCCGCGAUGGGAUUACAGCAGCCCUUGGUGCCCUCAAGAAGGCGGUUGGGGGUACGAGGCGCCUUUCGCGGACGACGUCGACCUGGACACCUAUUUCGACUAUGUUAACUCAGGAGGAGGCUGCAAGGACUACCAGGGCAUCAAGACGGGUGGCUGGAAAUUUGAUGGCUCUGGCUGUGUGGAUGGCGCCUGUCCGGGAGCAGAUGCCCCACUCUUCGGACAGCCGGAAGGCCGCACAGACGUAGAGGGCUGCUGCUGGUGGGGCCGAGGGGUCAUCCAGACCACGGGCACUUGCAACUUUGGAAAGCUGAACUUCUUCAUGGGCAAGCGUGCAGCGGAUGAGAACCGAGCCGCAAUUUAUCCCUCCAUUGACUUCUGCAAGAACCCCAACUCCAUUUGCGACCCGAGCAGCCCGCCGGAGCUCAAAUGGGUCGCAGGCAUGUUCUACUGGCUCAAUGCCGUGCAGCCAUACAAUUCAGGAGGCUGGAACUACAAGACCGAGUUGAAGAAGUGGGUUGAUGGUGGAAUGAAGAUGAGUGACACGUCCUUCAUCAACGGUGCGUCAGGCAUUGUCAACCGUGGCUGCCACAACCCGCCAAACUGCGGCACGGGCGAGCUUCAUGCUGGCCCUGCGCGAGCCACAAAUUUUCAGAAGGUGCUGAAGGCAAUGGGAUUAAUUUGA
Messenger RNA from Effrenium voratum, 2184 nucleotides. NCBI's taxonomy places the organism in Eukaryota, Dinophyceae, Suessiales, Symbiodiniaceae. The record is from the annotation of a GenBank genome assembly.